Pseudozyma hubeiensis SY62 is the source of this 1323-nucleotide messenger RNA. RefSeq lists its product as hypothetical. Gene Ontology annotation, molecular function: structural constituent of nuclear pore. Gene Ontology annotation, biological process: nucleocytoplasmic transport. NCBI's taxonomy places the organism in Eukaryota, Fungi, Basidiomycota, Ustilaginomycetes, Ustilaginales, Ustilaginaceae. Gene Ontology annotation, cellular component: nuclear pore. The coding region runs from base 1 to 1323 and encodes 440 amino acids. The record is from RefSeq and is a predicted model, not a curated record. The transcript has a single exon.
AUGUUCGGAUCAACUCCCGCCGCGCCGUCUACAGGGUCGACACUAGGUCGAUCUGCGUCCUUUUCCUUCUCACAACCUCCCGCCAACAAACCAUUCUCUGGCGCAUCGGGAGGAUUUUCAUUCGACGGUGUUGCCGCGUCCAACGCUUCCGCAAGCACAGCUACUACAACCGCAGGUACAGCAGCUCCGGCUUCAGGAGGGUUCAGCUUCGGGGCAAAACCGGCCACAACGACGGCUGCACCAGCGACCGGCGGCGGGUUGUUCGGGUCCAAUUCAAAUACUCAACAGCAGCAACAACAGCAGCCGCAGCAACAGACACAGCAGACCGGUUUUGGAGGCGGGCUAUUCGGUGCUUCGAACAAUACCGCUUCGACGUCGACCGGUGGUCUCUUUGGCAGCAAGCCUAGUGCACCGGCUGCUGCUGGCGGCGGCUUCUCGUUUGGUGGUAACAACAACAACACUGCGUCCACGUCUACCGGCGGGCUGUUUGGUUCGUCUACUCAAGCGGCACAGCAGCAGCAGCAGCAGCCGCCAUCCACAUCGCUGUUCUCCUUCGGAUCGUCUCAACCACAGCAACAGCAGCAGCCGAACAACACUUUCCAAUCCUUCCAGUCUCAACCGCAGUUUAACAACUCUGCAGCAGCGGCAUCACCAUUCUCGCGGUUCGGGUACUUUCAGAAAGAGCGAUUCAACGACCUCCCCGAAGACGCCAAGAAGCUCAUUGAGGAGCUCGACUCGCACAUCUCCGCUCAAACCCAGCUUCGCGACGAGCUCAAGACGCGAAACUUUGGUGAAGAGAUCCGCAAGUGCGCCGCCGAAUGGCACGAACUCGAUUCGGCACUCAAGUCGCUCUCCGCGACGCUCGAUACAGACGAGAACCAAUCGAACGACGUAGGACGCUUGCUCGAACGCGAUCGCACCACCACCUCUACGCUGUAUUCCAUCAUUCUGAAUGCCAAGGAGCCGCGCGCAGGCGCUUCGGACGGCGCAUCGUUCGUCGAGUGGCUCGAGCACUUCUUCUCCGGUCUGGCGCUCGAAUAUCGCGAUCGCAUCUCACGCUACUCGAGCACGGUGGAGACGAUCCAGCAUCACCUGGCUUCGCUGUCCAACAGGGAGACGUAUACGCCGCAGGCCAUCUCGGACGCGAUCCACGCUCAGCACGAGAGCUUCAUGACGUUGGCCGGACAGGUGGCGGCGCUGCAUGCCGAAGUGGACGCGUUGAAGAAGGACUAUACGAGGUGGUACAAGCAGGUCAACAGGAGUGUGAGGGAUCCGUUUGGGAGUAUGAAUGCGUUGGCGGGGAGUGUCCCGCCUGCGUCGUGA